CCGUUCCACCUUCUAGAGCAUUCCAUCGUCUGCACUCUCCAGCACUCUCCACCGCCAACAAUGGGGAAAAAGGGGGCGCCGCCGACGCUGACGCCGAAGCAGGAGGAGCCGGCCAGGGUGCUGACGCUCAUCGAGGUGGAUCCCGCCAAGGUGGACCCUGCCGUCCUCGACGCCAUCAGGAAGAAGAACAGUGCUGCUCUUACCUCUAUGUUUGAUCCCCUCUGUGAGCUCUCCGAGAAAGACAGUUCAAAUACAGCUGAUACUGUUUGGUAUCUCGUCACAAAUGGCAACCAUGCAACUGGCAAUCUGAACCUGCUAAUGGACCUUGUGCCUGUGUGUGACCGUUGGGUCCGCCCCCUCAUGGGCAGAGGGCUGCCCAUGCAAGUCUGUGCACGGGGAUCUGUGAACUGCAAUGGGAUCAAGGUCAAUGAUGUAUGGUAUGUUCCUGGGGUCACGGCGAAUAUGGUGUCGAUUGCCCAUCUUACCGAUCAAGAACUUACAGUCAGUAUAGGUGACGGGAUCUGUUCUAUAAAGCGCCCUGAUGGCACUGAACUUGGCAAAGGACGUCGCAAAGGCCAUCUGUACGAGCUUGACUUUAUCAACACCAUUAGUGCAACUCCCUGGUACAUUGUCUCAAAUGCUGCUGAACACAUGACUGGCAACCUGCACCUCCUGACGAACUUCACUCCGACACAGCCAGGCCGCCCGAUUCGGACACACACUGGUGCUAUGUUGCAGGUACGUGGCAAGGGGUCCCUGACCUCUGCCCAGUUUGCCAUUCCUGGCAUCAACUACGUCCCAGGGCUCGCCGAGAACAUCAUCUCAGUCAUGCAGCUCACUGACAGUGGUUUCAGCGUCGCGUUCGGUCCCCAUGGCUGUGCCAUCACGAGGAACUGUGGCGGAGCGAAGGUUGGAGCAAAGGCUGGCUACGCGUUCCAUGCUGGCGGGCAGUUGUACCAGCUCGACUACCUGAGGAUCGCGCCUACUGUGAACACAAUUUUGUGAGGGUAACUAACCAAACGUAUGAGCUGCUAUAAAGAGAAUACUCAGAUGUCUUUUGCUGCAGACAAGUUAUCAUAUGGUUGUCUGUAGGAAAAACGUAGUUGUUUCAGUUAAGAUUCUGAUAAUGCUAUAGCUGUAUGAACCUGUGGAUUACUGGAUAGGUGAUCAUGGAUCUUGGACACGACCAA
This is a messenger RNA of Brachypodium distachyon (stiff brome), 1190 nucleotides long. RefSeq lists its product as uncharacterized. The record is from RefSeq and is a predicted model, not a curated record. NCBI's taxonomy places the organism in Eukaryota, Viridiplantae, Streptophyta, Magnoliopsida, Poales, Poaceae. The transcript has 3 exons. Bases 61 to 1005 code for a protein of 314 amino acids.